ACACAAACUACUGCGGGAAAUCUCCCCAUUGUGGGAGGGGCAGAGACACGAACUACUGCGGGAAAUCUCACCAUUGUGGGAGGGGCAGAGACACAAACUACUGCGGGAAAUCUCCCCAUUGUGGGAGGGGCAGAGACACGAACUACUGCAGGGAAAUCUCCCCAUUGUGGGAGGGGCAGAGACACAAACUACUGCGGGAAAUCUCCCCAUUGUGGGAGGGGCAGAGACACAAACUACUGGAGGGAAAUCUCCCCAUUGUGGGAGGGGCAGAGACACAAACUACUGGAGGGAAAUCUCUCCAUUGUGGGAGGGGCAGAGACACGAACUACUGCGGGA
Messenger RNA from Staurois parvus, 336 nucleotides. The record is from the annotation of a GenBank genome assembly. NCBI's taxonomy places the organism in Eukaryota, Metazoa, Chordata, Amphibia, Anura, Ranidae.